GUGGUUGAGUAGUCAUGACGUCUUCCACGAUAUUCAAUUCCUACUUCUUUCUAUAAAUUACAAUGCCACGAGCCUCUACCCUUGGUCCAACUUUAGUACUAUACUAAAACAAAUCCUCAAAAAUGCGAAGCAAUUUGGAAUCAGAUUUGAAGGAAUUGAGGGAAACUUUUCAUUCCGGGAAAACAAAGGAAUCAUCAUGGAGGAUUUCGCAGCUUCAGGGUUUACUCCAUAUCCUUGAAGACAGAGAAAGUGACCUUUCCAUGGCUCUUAAACAAGAUCUAGGAAAGCAUCACGUUGAAGCCUAUAGAGAUGAGAUUGGUCUAGUGGUGAAAUCUAUAAAUUAUGCUCUCGGAAACUUGAAGCAAUGGAUGGCUGCUAAAAAGGCUAAAUUACCCCUGGCUGCGUUCCCCAGCAGAGCAGAGUUGCUUCCUGAGCCUCUAGGUGUUGUUCUCAUCAUCUCAUCUUGGAACUUCCCCAUUGGGUUAUCGUUGGAACCAAUGAUCGGGGCAUUAGCUGCAGGGAAUGUAGUAAUCUUAAAGCCUUCAGAGUUAGCUCCUUCUUGUUCUUCGAUUCUUGCUGAAACAAUCUAUGAUUAUCUUGAUUGUACUGCGGUUAAGGUUAUUGAAGGUGGAUCAGAUAUCGGUGAAAAACUACUUCAACAUAGAUUUGACAAAAUUUUCUUCACAGGAAGUACACGAGUUGGAAAAACUGUGAUGUAUGCUGCCACACAACAUUUAACUCCAGUAACUUUAGAGUUGGGUGGAAAAUGCCCUGUUGUGGUUGAUUCCUUUUCAAGUUCUUGGGACGCUAAAAUAGCGACAAAAAGGAUCGUUUGGGGGAAAUUCGGAGCUUGUGCGGGGCAAGCUUGUAUAGGCGUUGAUUAUAUUCUCAUUGAGAAAAAGAACUUGUCAAAUUUGGUGGAAUUAUUGAAAAAAUAUACCAAGCAAUGUUUUGGAGAUGAUCCAAAUGAAUCUCGUAGCAUGUCUAAGAUCAUUAACAAGAAGCAAUUUUCAAGAUUAAAGAGUCUCAUAGAUGAACCGAUGGUCAAAUCUUCAAUUGUUUAUGGAGGUUCGUUUGAUGAAGAGAGCUUGUUCUUUGGACCAACAAUAUUGGUGGAUCCUCCACUUGAUGCUGCAAUUAUGACCGAAGAAAUUUUUGGUCCAUUGCUUCCAAUUAUCACAUUGGAGAGAAUUGAAGAGAGUAUAGAGUUUAUAACAUCCAGGCCUAAACCACUUGCAUUGUAUGCCUUUACAAAAGAUGAAAUCCUCCAUAAAAGAUUGGUUUCUGAGACGUCAUCGGGAAGCAUUAUGUUCAACGAUAUCAUUCUUCAAUAUGCAAUAGAUACAUUACCAUUUGGUGGAGUUGGAGGGAGUGGAUUUGGAAGAUACCAUGGAAAAUACUCUUUUGAAAACUUUAGUCACGAAAAGGUGGUGAUGACGAGGAGCUUUUUAAUAGAUAUGUGGUUCAGAUAUCCACCAUGGGAUGAUAAAAAGUUGCAAAUAAUCAAGGCUGGCUUUCGAUACGAUUAUCUUGGAGCUGUGUUGAUUGCAUUGGGUUUGAAAAGAAAGGCUUGAAGAUUUACUUUUAGUUGUUAGUGUUUGUCAUAAAACCGGAGUUGUAUAUCUAAGAUUUAUGAAAUCAUUGUUUAAUAUCAUUUUCUAAUAAAGUCAUUGUAGAGUUAGAGUAUGGUUUCUACGUUUCGUGGAUGUUUUGGGUUAAAACUAAGGUUUCUAGAUUUGGUGUUUGGAGUUUUUCUUGGUUUGUUAUUCA
Lactuca sativa (garden lettuce) is the source of this 1770-nucleotide messenger RNA. Its product is annotated as aldehyde dehydrogenase family 3 member F1. NCBI's taxonomy places the organism in Eukaryota, Viridiplantae, Streptophyta, Magnoliopsida, Asterales, Asteraceae. Gene Ontology annotation, molecular function: aldehyde dehydrogenase (NAD+) activity. Gene Ontology annotation, biological process: aldehyde metabolic process. Gene Ontology annotation, cellular component: cytoplasm. The record is from RefSeq and is a predicted model, not a curated record.